Armigeres subalbatus is the source of this 2199-nucleotide messenger RNA. It is a transcript of the gene Uxs, whose product is annotated as UDP-glucuronic acid decarboxylase 1. Gene Ontology annotation, cellular component: cytoplasm. NCBI's taxonomy places the organism in Eukaryota, Metazoa, Arthropoda, Insecta, Diptera, Culicidae. Bases 307 to 1701 code for a protein of 464 amino acids. Gene Ontology annotation, biological process: D-xylose metabolic process. The transcript is spliced from 5 exons. The record is from RefSeq and is a predicted model, not a curated record. Gene Ontology annotation, molecular function: NAD+ binding; UDP-glucuronate decarboxylase activity.
GGAAAUCAAAGAGGAACAGGGAAGUGCGACAAAACGGACAAAAUAAACAUUCGAAGAUAUUUUGCGUGAUUUACGUCAAAAAGCAAGUAAAUCAAACAAAAAAAGCAGUGGAUAUCGCGAGUAGACGGAAAAUUUUCGUUUGUGUUUAGCUUUCUCAGCAGAUUUUCUUGCAAUCGUCGCGAUUACAAUCAUUCGAAGAGGAAAAAAGUUCGUUCAUUGUGCCGAGAGCGCAGGGAGGGGGAACAAAAUUUGUCGGUGGUUCGUGGCUCGCGACUGGAUGUAGACGGACCUAGCGUUCAGUCUACUAUGGUGUUCUCGAAACGAAAGAUGAAGCAGCUGUUCGCUUUCGGUGUGGCCAUUGUCUUGGUGAUAUGUUUGUAUAAGUCGUGGGGUAGUCCAGCCGGUGCUAAGCUAAGUCUAGGAAUUGGUAGUGCUAAUGAUCUAGAGAGUAGUUUCGACCGAAGAAGAUUUGUUCCUCCGGGCCAGGAGCAUCAUCCACCCGAUAACAACGAUGAAGCGGCGGUGGUGAAUGGGGACCACCGAGUGUUGGGGGAUAGUGUUCAUCAUGAAGAGUUCGGGAAAGAGCAGCAAAACAGGCUAAAUGAGAUGCACGAAGCAAAGAAGCAAAUCCUGCAGUUGGAGCUGAAAAUUCAAGAACUGGAAGGCAGAAUACCUAGAAAAUAUCCCGAUGUGACGUUCCUGAAUUACAGGAAUAGAAAGCGUAUAUUGAUUACCGGUGGUGCUGGCUUCGUCGGUUCCCAUCUGGUCGAUUACCUGAUGAUGCGGGGCCACGAGGUGAUCGUCGCGGACAAUUUCUUCACUGGGCGGAAGCGCAAUGUCGAACACUGGCUGGGCCACGAAAACUUCGAACUGAUCCACCACGACAUUGUCAAUCCACUGUUCAUCGAGGUGGAUGAAAUCUAUCAUCUGGCCAGUCCGGCGAGCCCACCGCACUACAUGUACAACCCGGUGAAGACAAUCAAAACCAACACCUUGGGCACGAUCAACAUGCUCGGUCUGGCGAAGCGAGUUGGCGCCAAAGUGCUGAUUGCGAGCACAUCGGAGGUGUACGGGGACCCGGACGUGCAUCCUCAACCGGAAACAUAUUGGGGUCACGUGAACCCCAUUGGGCCCCGAGCCUGUUACGACGAGGGUAAACGGGUUGCCGAAACGCUGAGUUAUGCCUAUGCCAAGCAGGAGAACGUCAAUGUUCGUGUGGCGCGGAUUUUUAAUACGUACGGCCCACGGAUGCACAUGAACGAUGGCCGGGUGGUGUCCAACUUCAUCAUUCAGGCAUUGCAGAAUAAGUCAAUUACGAUGUAUGGCAGUGGUAAGCAGACCAGAUCGUUCCAGUAUGUGUCUGAUCUGGUGGACGGCAUGGUUGCUCUGAUGGCAUCCAACUACACUCAACCGGUCAAUUUGGGCAACCCGGUGGAACGCACUAUCCAGGACUUUGCCGAAAUAAUUCGCGAUCUGGUGGGCGGCAGGAGUAAAAUCGUCGAGCUUCCGGCAGUAGAGGACGAUCCACAGCGGCGCAAGCCGGACAUUUCACGCGCCAAGAAGUAUCUCAACUGGGAACCGCGGGUUCCACUGAAGGAGGGACUCAUCAAAACGGUGGAAUAUUUCCGAAAAGAACUGGCUCGGUCCAAUCACUCCCAACGGAAUAUUUUCGUGCCGGAAACGACUGAAAACGAGAACUAGCAUAAGGGACCCGGUUAAGUGGUUGAAGCGAUGAACGGUUUGUGUGGUAUGUUAAACGGUUUUCAUAUCUUAGUCACGGUGUUGUGAGUGGUAGAAACGAUUUAUUCGAGUGUUACGGCUGUUAGCAGAUGUGAAUGUUCUGUUUUCGUUGUUACUUUCCUUUGUGCUCUUCCAUUGAUUCCGAACAUUCAAUAUACCCUUCUUUCAUGACAGUACAAAUUUCUACCAUCUUCAUUCGGUCAUUUGGCUAGCAGUUUCUUGUUCAUCGUUUCAUGAUGCACCUGAGGUGAUAAAUGCUCCCAUGGUUUUGGGUCUAUUGUGUACAGAGUACAAAUUCUGAUAUCGAUUAACCCAAUUGAUUAGUUUAAUCUUUAUGUAGUAUAACAGCUCUUAUGUUGGAUCUUUUGUGCAUAUAUUUCCAGAACCUUCCUCUAGUCUUGUUAUAAUUUUGUGAAUAUUUUUAUGUAAACUAAAGAAAAAAAAUAGUGAAUAGUAAAA